AUGGCCGGCCCGCAACCUCCCUAUCCUCUUCACGAUUCCGUCAAGGAUCUAUUGGACCCGGAGUAUGUCGCCUUCUACAACGAACAUGUCAUCAACAACCAGCAGGUUCAUUUGCAGCCCGUGGCCUCAUCGCGCACUGGCGGUGUCCUGAUCCCUGGCGCUGGUCCCAUGCUGGAAGUUGGUUCUACCAAGGAUAUCUCUGUGAGACGCCGAGCAACCGAGGGUCCCUCGGUGCCCAUCCGCGUCUUUACCCCGAAAGGCGAUGCCCCCGUUGGCGGGUGGCCGGUGAUGCUCUACUUCCACGGUGGUGGCUGGGUGCUGGGAAAUAUCGACACUGAGAACGUUGUCUGCUCCAACCUCUGCGUUCGCAGCAACUGUGUCGUUGUGACCGUUGAUUACCGUCUCGCCCCGGAAAACCGUUGGCCGGCCGCGGUCCACGACUGCUGGGAAGCCCUACUGUGGCUGGUCCAGGAGGGCCCUGCAACCAUUGGCAUUGACAAGUCCAAACUUGCGACGGGUGGUUCCUCAGCUGGUGGAAACCUUGCAGCCAUCAUGACUCACAAGGCUUUGACGCUCUCGCCGCCCGUUCUUUUUAAGGCUCAGCUGCUCUCCGUCCCGGUGACUGAUAACACCGCCACCGUCAAGAACAACGAGUCCUAUCGUCGCUACGAGCACACCCCAGCCUUGCCUGCUCCCAAGAUGAUCUGGUAUCGCGAUCACUAUCUACCCAACCACGCCGAUCGCACCGACCCGGAGGCCAGCCCGCUCUUCUAUGCCGAUGGAUACGCGCAAUGCCCGCCAGCCUUGGUCAUGGUGGGUGAGCUGGAUGUGUUGCGGACUGAGGGAGAGCAAUAUGCCGAGAAACUGCGGCAAGCCGGCGUCGAGGUUGAUUUGCAGGUCAUGAAGGGCAUGCCGCAUCCUUUCCUGGCUAUGGAUGGUGCUUUGUCGGAGGGUAAGCGAUGCAUCACCCUGAUGUGCGAUGCCCUUCAAAAGGCUUUCUGGAGUUGA
Messenger RNA from Penicillium waksmanii, 1008 nucleotides. Its product is annotated as alpha/beta hydrolase. The transcript is spliced from 2 exons. The coding region runs from base 1 to 1008 and encodes 335 amino acids. Gene Ontology annotation, molecular function: hydrolase activity. NCBI's taxonomy places the organism in Eukaryota, Fungi, Ascomycota, Eurotiomycetes, Eurotiales, Aspergillaceae. The record is from RefSeq and is a predicted model, not a curated record.